AGUUGGGGCCUCCCUAGCCUUCCGUUCCCCCCCCCCCCAGCAAUUCCAUGACAACCACCGCAGCUUCCUCUAUGUACCCUGAGGAGGAAGCUCGUCGGACUCCUUUCCCUCUGACCCCACCUGUUCUCGGGGAUGACUUCUACCCCUUUGGGGGUGAACGCCGGCAGUCUUUUGUGGGCGAUGUGGUUGCUGGGGACGCCAAUCCCGAAGAUGGGGAUUUGAAGGUUUUGCUUCAGAGGAAGGAGCAGGAUCUCCUGCUGGCUGCUGAAUUGGGGAAGAUGCUACUGGAACGAAAUGAGGAACUGAGUCGGCGCUACGAGGAGUUGGUCCAGGAGCACACAGAGGCCAUGGAGCGCCUUGAACAAGAGAAACACGAACUCCGCCGGCGUCUUGAAUCAGGCCAGGCCGAGUUUGAGACUCGCGUGACAGAACUGGAGACUGACCUGGCAGCAGCCCGAGCCCAGCUGGGACAGCAGCGUUUGGAGCAGCAAGACACCAGCCGCGAGAGCUCACAGGCUGUCCUGGACAUGUCGGAACAGAACCAGCGCCUGGUGGAGCAGCUCAGCCAGGUCUCCCAAGUGGAGCAUCAGCUGCGGGAAGAACUGAGCCUACUGAGAGGGGAGCACCGGACCCUGGCCCUGAGCAGUGCUGAACACACUGCCCGAAUACAAAGCCUGCAAGCUGAGAACCUUCUGCUACAGGAGUGGAAGCAAGAUCUGGAGAAGCAGGCCCGUCAGCUUCGGGGGGAGAACGAAUCCAUCCAGGCCGUGAUGGACACCUUACACGACAACCUCCUUCUGUUGCGCAGAGAGAGUCACAAGAAGGAACUGCAGAUGAAGCUGCUUGAAACGGAAGCAGAAGAGUUGCGAGCUUCCAACCGCCAUCUUCAGCAUCAGGUCAAGGAGAUGAAGGAAGAGAUCCGGCUGCAUGACUCAGAUACUUCCAUCACUUCCAUCCAGUCAGAAAUUGAAAACAGCUUAGAGGAUGCUCCGGGAGCGCCUGGGCAGACCCCCAAGCUGAUGGUCAGUGGCGUGGCUAAGACCAGCCCUGCUGCCGUGGCUACAAAGAAUCUCUCCCGGAGAUUGGAGGAGGAGGAGGCUGAAUAUGCCAAAAGAGUGUUAGCUCUGAGUCACCAGGAACAAGAUAUACUGAAACAGAAGGAAAUGGAGAUCAUGAAACUCCAGGAUCAGGUCACUUUGCAGUAUGUGGAACUUUGCGGUUUAAAGUCAGAGAUAGAGAACCAGAGGCGUCUGUAUCAAGAGAGCAAUCGGGAUGAGGCCUUGAAGUUAGCCAUAUCCGAUCGGGAUGAGGCAAUAAUUAAGAAAGGCGAGAUGGAACUGGAGCUGGCAAAAGUCUCGCUGGAACGGGAUUCCAUGAGCCAGCAACUAUUGCGCGUCAUCCGGCAGAAGAUGGCUCUUUCUCAGGAACUGGAAGCUUGGCAGGACGAUAUUCAAUACAUCAUCCAUCAGCAACUGCUCCAGAAGCAGCAGGAACGGACUUGCACCAUCCCUCCAUCACCUAAGAGUCCAGCACAAGGCAAAAACACUCCUUUCUUUCGACGUGGCACCAGCUUUCCCAACGGCACCAGCUUCUUCUCACUCUUCCGAAAAAGCUGAAGGGGCUGGAGAUGAUGGGGAGCUCCUGAGAUGGCUGGAAAAGGAAAGGAGGUGGAGGGAAAUAGACAAUGCCAGUCACAAAUGAAGGAGAAGGCCGAACAGCUGCCAACAAGACAUGUCUGGGGCAGAAAGGGCUCUAGUGCCUAUUAGUGGCUCAUCAGUUUAAUUGUAGGCCAAAAGACUUUGUAUUCUUCCUCUAGUUCAAUCAUAAGAGCACCGAUACCAUUUCUCCAUCUGUGAGGCU
Molecule: messenger RNA, 1860 nt
Organism: Heteronotia binoei (common prickly gecko)
Lineage: Eukaryota; Metazoa; Chordata; Lepidosauria; Squamata; Gekkonidae
Gene: BICDL2
Product: BICD family like cargo adaptor 2
Exons: 9
Coding region: 48-1616 (522 amino acids)
Biological process (GO): vesicle transport along microtubule; Golgi to secretory granule transport
Source: RefSeq, a predicted model, not a curated record